Cylas formicarius (sweet potato weevil) is the source of this 3035-nucleotide messenger RNA. Its product is annotated as DENN domain-containing protein 1A-like. The record is from RefSeq and is a predicted model, not a curated record. Gene Ontology annotation, biological process: endocytic recycling; endocytosis. Gene Ontology annotation, molecular function: guanyl-nucleotide exchange factor activity; phosphatidylinositol phosphate binding. NCBI's taxonomy places the organism in Eukaryota, Metazoa, Arthropoda, Insecta, Coleoptera, Brentidae. The transcript has 14 exons. Gene Ontology annotation, cellular component: cytosol; intracellular membrane-bounded organelle. The coding region runs from base 169 to 2580 and encodes 803 amino acids.
CUAUGGGUGUCUGUCAUAAAUACGCGCACCUAAUAGAAAUAUAUUUUUUGCACCAAAAAGGUAGUGCUUUCCGAUAGUUGCGUUGAUUGAAUUAAAAAAAUGAGGCCGAGGGUGACCUAAGCCAUGAUACGGUUUUAAAUCGUCUUAAGGUUUAAAAUAUUGGGCGUCAUGAGCUCACGUAUCAGGGAAAAUGUACAGCAUUUGUUCGAAUGCUUCUGCGAAAUUGUACCGCCUAGCGCAGGAAAGCAAGCCUGGAUAAUUCAGCAGUAUCCAGAUAAAUAUAAGGACCAGGAAGUGCUUAAAUCUGUACCCAAAUUUGCCUAUCCCUACAAAUUUGAAAACACUGUCAUCCAACACUAUUCUUUUGUAUUGACUGAUCUGGAAUCCAAAUGGACAUUUGGGUUCUGCAGACACGACCCCAAAACAGAGACUGCAAUCGUCGUCCUGAGUUACCUACCCUGGCAUCAAACCUUUUACAAAUUUUUAGACACCACAGCAGUAUUAAUGCAUAGCUCACGCACUGAGGAUCUGAGUCAGUUUUUGUCAGCUGUGUAUGGUACAAAAAUUGCGGAACCUGGCAAAAAAAUUUUUGUUACGUUUAACAGGGGCCAAAGUACUUUUGUAGCUGAUAUUCCUAGACCAUUCCAAUUGCCAAGCAUACCUGAAAAUCGUAACCUGACCGAAUACUACAAUGCAGUAGACACAAACAAUAUGAUGACGGUUUUUGCUUCCAUGUUAUAUGAGCGGCGCAUAAUAUUUACUUCAAAACAACUCAAGAGACUGAGCGCUUGUGUGCAAUCUGCCAACGACAUUAUCUACCCAAUGAUCUGGCAGCACAUCUUCAUUCCAGUGCUACCAGAGAGCCUUAUUGAUUACUUACUGGCCCCCAUGCCUUUCCUGAUUGGAGUUCCCGAGGAGGUGUUAAAAAGGGUGCAAAAAAAUGAAAUUGGAGAUGUAGUUGUGUUAGAUGCCGAUACAAACACUGUUAACACUCCCUUUGAUGAUUUAAGUAACCUACCGCAAGAUGUUGUGCAAUCGUUAAGGAAACAGUUGAGAAACAAAUCCGCGGUUCUGGGGGACGGAGUGUCUCGAGCCUUCCUCAGGGCUCUGGUGCAGCUAAUAGGCGGUUACAGGGACGCAUUAAAGUUUCAACCGGGUCAAAGGGUGAUUUUUGACGAAGAAAAAUUUAUCGAAACGCGGCCUUUAUCGCUGCAACCGUUUCUGAAGGAGAUGCUGCACUUGCAAAUAUUUCAGCAGUUUAUUGAAGAGCGUCUGACGAUGCUCAACACCGGCCGCGGCUUCUCAGACGAGUUUGAGUUCGAGUUGGAAAACUAUUCGGCCAAGUCGGGUUCUAAACUGAAACAGCAAUACAAAGAGUGGACGUCGACGAUGAAAAAAGAGGGUUCCGCCUUUUUUAAAACCGUAAAGGAAAAGGCCAAUCCUGCGAUGAAGUCGGCUGUGAAAACGGUGAAAGACGGCGGGAAAGGUAUGAAAAGCGCCUACAAAGGUCUAAGGUCGAAGUUAAAAGAAGUGCCGCCGACGGGGAGCAGUCCGCACCCUCUUCAGAACGGCAUGGGCGACCCAAAGCCUCGUUCAGCGCCUAACUCGCCCACCGGCAAGCGAAGACCGCUGACCGGCUUCAGCGUGCCCGUGGCCAGUUACAGAAAAGACGCCUCGCUUGCGUUCAAAAACGCUAACCUGCAAAGGUCUUACAGUCCCCUGAGUCCGGGAUCGCAACCCGCGUCCCCAGACGUACUCGACACACCUAGGAGCGGCAGUCCCAUCGAAAUACCGCGCAUCGACUUAAUGGACGAGAUGCAGGACUUGCUGAAGUUUCGGUUGGAUACGCCUCCCGUCGACCGAUCCCUUAAACCGGUCCGCAGCUUGGAAAAUUUUAAGAACGCACCGAACCCGUUGACGAGUCCCGAACGGUGGCCACAGCCAGCGGCGGUGCCGCGGCCCUCGCUACCCCACUUCCUUUCCUCCCCUAACCGUUACUUCCCCUCGACGAAAGAGACCCAGAACCUGCUCCAGUCGCCUCUCGAGGAGGCGUUUCUUUCCCCGCCCCUCGUUCCGCCGAGACAAACGAAACCGAGUCGGGAGGGACCGUUCUUCUGCGGCGCUUCAACGUUCGUCGUUGGCGGCGGACAGAACGAAAACGGCGACCCUGUGUUUUUCGUCGCUGACCAGAAUAACGUCGAUAUCGUUAAAUUGUCGCCGCCAAAACAGUGUGCGCCUGGCAGGCGGAAGGGGACCGACGAUAGCGAGGACCUCAUCCGGUUGGAUUCUGCGUCGGACUUGGACGAUUUCGAUCCGUUGAAAUCCUCGUCGUCGACAUCAUCGUAUUCAACGCCGACGCACGGACAACCGCCACUAAGCGUGUCGAACCCGCUGUAUAAUUCCUCAUACGAAGACCACGCCCUUCCGACCGCAGUCGCCGGCCUAAGAAGUGACUGUCGGCCGUUCAACAGGAACGAUCAGGACCUGUUGCAGGAGUACGGCCUCGAUUUUAACUUUUCCGAUAUGCAGGCUGGGUCGAAGAAGGUGAAUACCCAAAGUCAGUGGACCAAGUUCGAAUAGUGGCGGAAACCGAGUCCUUUGAUUUUUUUGUUACGAUAGAGUUUUAUUUAUACACGUUUUUUUAAUUAUUAUUUUGUUAUGAAAAUUGUAUCGUAAUUUUUUUCGUACGCAUCUUUCAAGUCGGCCACUCUUGGAUAAAUGAAUAAGAUCACUCAGAACCCGUGACGUAACUAUUUUUAAUAUUAACGUUUUUAGAAGAAUUUUUUAUAGAUAACAAUCCCAGUUAAGCACAAGGUGUAAACAGAGAGGGCGUGAUGGACAACAAAAAAGAUCAAAGAGACGUAUAAAUUUAUAAGUAAACGUGUUACUCGAUUGUCGGAUGUAUAGCCUUAGCUGUGAUAUGAAUAUUAUGAAAUUUUUAAUAUGCAUUUGUUUUGUUUUACAAUAUUUAAUAAAUCGAUUGAUAUUAAGGUCGUUUUCUGUUUUUGUUCGAACCCCGACUACCACGAUUAGGU